Messenger RNA from Panicum hallii, 1358 nucleotides. RefSeq lists its product as uncharacterized. The coding region runs from base 54 to 1232 and encodes 392 amino acids. Lineage: Eukaryota; Viridiplantae; Streptophyta; Magnoliopsida; Poales; Poaceae. The transcript has 8 exons. The record is from RefSeq and is a predicted model, not a curated record.
CUCUCAUCUACCAGGUCUCACAUACCGUGGACAACCUGAGCGUUACUUCGUCUAUGAUUGGAAUAGUCAGAAUGAAACUAAAUCCACUCCUUGCGGUUUUGUCUGCGGCAGCAAUCGGAUUCUUCAUCGGCGUUUCUUUUCCUGUACAAAUCACACCAAAGGUAUUCCCGUUCAGCUUUGGUGACGGGAACUGCACCUUCGUUGCCAGCUACGUACUUGGCAGAUUCUCGACGCAGAUCAGAAACGACACUUCUACUGUGGACAGGACUCCACUCCUGCAGUCAAAUGCCACUUCACAGAAGGUUGUUGCACCGGCAAAGCCGAAAGGCGCAGAGAGGCUACCACCAAACGUCGUAGUUCGAGAGUCUGAUCUUCACAUGCGCCGGCUGUGGGGACACCCGCGAGAGGACACCCCAACUCGCAAGUACCUUUUGGUGCUGACGGUUGGUUACAGUGACAAGGUCAACGUCAACGCCACUGUUCGCAAGUUCUCGGAAAAUUUCGACGUGAUGCUAUUCCACUAUGACGGGCGGACAACGGAGUGGGACGAGUUCGAGUGGUCCAAGCAGGCCGUCCAUGUCAGCGCCAGGAAGCAGGCCAAAUGGUGGUACGCCAAGAGGUUCAUGCACCCAAGCAUCGUGGCGCCGUAUGAGUACAUCUUCAUCUGGGACCAGGACCUCGGCUCCGAGACCUUCGACGCGGAGGAAUACAUCAAGAUUGUGAGGAGGCACGGGCUGGAGAUCUCGCAGCCCGGCAUGGACAUCACCCGGGGGGUGAAGACCUACGACAUCAACGUCAGGAGGAACGACACCGAGAUACACACGUCGACGUCUGCCGGGAAGUGCAGUACCGACUUGCACAAGCGGCCGUGCAGCGCGUUCGUGGAGGUGAACGGGCCCGUCUUCACGAGGGAGGCAUGGGCGUGCGUCUGGCACAUGAUACAGAACGACCUCGUCCAUGGCUGGGGUCUCGACUGGAACUUCUGGAGAUGCGUCGACGAGCCUGAGGAGCAGAUCGGCAUCGUGGACGCGCAGUACGUGGCGCAUCACGCGGGGUUUACGCUGGGGAACCCGGGCAAUGAAACCGCGGAUGGAAGCCGCCGCAAGGUGAGGCUCCGGGCGUCAGCGGAGUUCGGCAUGUUCAAAGCAAGAUUGCACAACGCGGACAAGGCCCAGGCAGCUGCUCUUCUUGCCCAAUCGAAUGCAGACCCACGCGAUCAGAGUCGUCGUUAGGGAGAGAUGUGAUUGAGCUACACAUACCCCCAAAGAAUUAUUGUUGUCGACACUGUGGGCCAAACAGAUACCCUGUGAUUAAUUAUGAAGAUGAAUAUAAGUCCAAUUGCUAAGGUUGAUUCACAA